GCCAGCGUCGCACCCGCCGCCUGCUCGCCUCACUGCGCCCGUCGCUCCCUCGGCGCAAGGACGCUCGGCCCGGACUCCGCCGCCCCCGCGCUCGUCUGAGCCCCCCGGCCCCUGCCGCGGCCCCCGAGCCAGAGGCCGUCCACCGCUGCGGCCCCCGGACCUGGGGACACCGUGCCUGCCUUGUGGACCCUGCUCCGGUGCCGUGUGACAGGGCACCGUGCUGGUGCUACGUGUCCCGGACCCCUGAGGAGGCAGCCCUGUGCUCAGGGCCCCCGAGGACACCCACUCCCUCCACACCUGGGACCCCCAAAGAAUCAUCUCCAUCCCCAUGUGACCAGGACCCCCGAGGACGCAGCUCCAUCCCUGUGUGACGGGACCCCCCAGGACACGCCCCCUCACAGCCGGGACCCCCGAAGAAUCGGCUCCAUCCCCGUGUGACGGGAUCCCUGAGGAAACCCCCAUACCUGGGACCGCUGAGGACGCAGCUCCGGCCUCGUGUGACAGGCCCCCGGGGACACCCGCAUCCCGGACCCCCCCCCUUCAUCUCUGUGAGACCAGACCCCUGGGGACACAGCCCCGCACCUGGGACCUCUGAGGACACCCCCCUGCCCCCAGGACACCAAGGACCAUCCCCGUGUGACGGGACCCCUGAGGACAUCCCGCCCACCUGGGACCCCCGAAGAAUCAUCUCCAUCCCCGUGCACUCGGGGCCCCCCCCCCGCGGACACUGCUCCAGCCCUGUGACCCCCGGAGAGGCAGCGCCAACCUCUGCACCCCCCUGGGCCAGCCCCAAGAGCACCCCGUGCCCCAGACUCUUGGCUCGCCUGCACCCACCCAGAGGUGACACCGCCCGCAUCUCGCCCCCUGCUUUCUCCCUGUGCCGGCAGGGUGGCAAUGCCCUGGGGCGCCUGUCAAACAUGAGCAGCAACUGCGAGCCAGGCCAGGGCCCCUUUGAGGGCGGAGGUGUGGCAGCGGCGGGGCCGGGGACCGGGCGGCCCCGGGGCCAGGCCAACGAUGACAUGGACGCCAACAGCAAUGGGUCCAGCGGCAACGAGUCGCAUGGCGACAGCUCCCUGCGCAGCGACCACAGCAGCAGCGGCAAUGGCAAGGAUUCGGCCCUGAUUGAGACCACUGAGAGCAACAAGAGCACCAACUCGCACAGCCCGUCGCCACCCAGCAGCUCCAUCGCCUACAGCCUGCUCAGCACCAGCUCUGAGCAGGACAACCCCUCCACCAGCGGCUGCAGCAGCGAGCAGUCGGCACGUGUGAAGACACAGAAAGAGCUGAUGAAGGCGCUGAAGGAGAUGAAGAUCCGGCUGCCCUCGGAGAAGCGCAGCAAGGGCAAGUCGGGCACACUGGCCACGCUGCAGUAUGCCCUCUCCUGUGUCAAGCAGGUCCAAGCCAGCCAGGACUACUACCAGCAGUGGGCAAUGGAUGGCAGCCAGCCUUGCACCCUGGACAUGUCCAGCUACACCAUGGAGGAGCUAGAGAACAUCACCUCUGAGUAUACCCUCAAAAACCCAGACACCUUCUCGGUGGCUGUGUCGUUCGUGACAGGGCGGAUCGUUUACGUCUCGGAGCAGGCGGGCACCAUCCUGCGCUGCAAGCACGACAUCUUCCAGGGGGCCACGUUUGCCGAGUUCCUGGCGCCACAGGAUGUCAGCAUCUUCUACGGCUCCACUGCCCCCUACCACCUGCCCUCCUGGAGUGCCUGCACCUCCGCCAGUGCAGCUGCCAUGGACUACACCCAGGAGAAGUCAGUCUUCUGCCGGAUCAGCGGAGGCCACGAGCGAGGCCGGGAGCUGCGCUACUACCCCUUCCGCCUGACACCCUACCUGGCCAAGGUGCGCGAGGCUGACAGAGCCGAGGGCCAGCCCUGUUGCCUGCUCAUUGCUGAGCGCAUCCACUCCGGCUAUGAAGCCCCCCGCAUCCCCCCCGACAAGCGGAUAUUUACCACCAGGCACACUCCGAGCUGCCUUUUCCAGGAUGUGGAUGAGAGGGCUGCCCCUCUGCUGGGCUACCUGCCCCAGGACCUGAUCGGGAUGCCCGUGCUCUGGUACCUGCACCCUGAGGACCGGCCCCUCAUGCUGGCCAUCCACAAGAAAAUUGUGCAGUACGGUGGACAGCCCUUCGACCACUCCCCACUGCGCUUCCACACACGCCACGGCGAGUACGUCACCAUUGACACCUCCUGGUCCAGCUUUGUGAACCCCUGGAGCCGCAAGGUCUCCUUCAUCAUGGGCCGCCACAAAGUCCGCACGGGCCCUCUGAACGAGGAUGUCUUCAUGGCCCCCAAGACCCAGAAGCUGCGGCCACUGGAGCCUGACAUCCAGGAGCUGUCAGAGCAGAUCCAUCGCCUGCUGCUCCAGCCCGUGCACAGCACUGGCUCCCUGGGCCUCUGCAGCCUGGGCAGCAAUGGGUCCCACGAGCAGUUCCUGAGCGUUGCCUCGUCCAGCGACAGCAACGGGCUCCCAGCCGAUGAGGCCCAGGCCCUGCAGCCGAUGACCUUCCAGCAGAUCUGCAAGGACGUGCACAUGGUAAAGAACAAGGGCCAGCAGGUUUUCAUCGAGUCACGGACCAAGCCGCAGGCCGCCAAGGCCCCCCGCGCCGGUGAGUGCCCGGGGAUGCCACAGCAACGCAAGGGCGGCAGACCCAGGCGCCAUGGCCCCAGCUCUGAACCCUGCCCCCUGCCCUGUGCCGCAGGCCUGGACGUGGCCCUGGAGCAUGGGGUCCUGGGCCGGGAAGCGCUGCGGGAACCUGAGCGGAGCCCGGCAUGUGCCCCCACCUCCGAGGGCUCGGUGCGGAAGGAGCCGUCCAACUAUUCCUACCAACAGAUCAACUGCCUGGACGGCAUCAUCAGGUACCUAGAGAGCAGCAACCUGCCGAGCCGUGUGAAGCGCAAGUGUGGCUCCUCGUCCUAUACGACCUCCUCCACCUCCGAUGACGACAAGCAGAAGGCAGUCGCCAAAGAGGCGCCUAGGAAAGACAUUGUGAUGAUGGAGGAGGCACUAAGUGCGACGCCGCCAGCCCCCCUGAUGCCCAGCACAGCACCUGCCACGGACCGUGAGCAGUACCGGCCUGUGGGGCUCACCAAGGAGGUGCUGUCUGUGCACACGCAGAAGGAGGAGCAGGCCUUCCUCACCCGCUUCCACAGCCUCAGCCAACUCCGUGUCUUCGACACCCCGUCGGGGCCGGGCCGGCCCGAGACACCUGGUGCCCAUACAGGUUCCCAAGGCCCUCGGCAGCCCCCCCGUGGACCAGGCCGGCGCGGGCGCAGUGGCAAGUCUAAGGCCAAGCGCGCAAAGCAGAACCAGUUGUCAGACAGUACCAGCUCGCCACUGACUACCGCCACCACGCCUGCCCCAGGCGCUCCCCCCGCACCUCCCUCCUGGCCACCCUCAGCCGCCUUGCAGGCCAGCCUGCCCCCCCUGCCCUUCCCCAUGGUGCCCACCUACCCAAUGCCCGUCUUCCCCACACGGCCCCCCGUGCCCGAGGUGCCUGCUGCCGCCACUGCACCGCGCUACCCACUGCCUGCACCGCCUUUCCCCACGCCUCUAGUGGCACCCAUGCUGGCACUGGUGCUGCCCAACUACGUGUUCCCGCCUGGCUCCAGCGCCCUGCCCCCUGCCUACUUCCCUGGUGCUGCAGCCUACAGCCCUGCCGGCACCCCUGGCUUCAGUUUUGGGGGCCCGGCAGCAGCAGCAACCCCGGUGGCAUCCCCGGGUGGGCCGCCAGCAGCAGAGGCGUCGCGCUCCACCACGCCACACUCGCUGAGCCAGGCUGAGCGGGCGGAGGCCGAGUCGCCGCUGUUCAACUCGCGCUGUAGCUCCCCACUGCAGCUCAACCUGCUGCAGAUGGAGGAGGCACCUAAGGCCUGCGAGCGCCCUGACCCACCUGGUACCACUCCGGGACCUGGCACGCCUGCCACCGCCCCCCCUGGCACCCCCUUGCCCAGAGAGCAUGGUGACCCCAAGGAGGCUUGCAUGGCCGAGGCCCAGGACUCGUCCAACAACGACGCACUGUCAAGCUCCAGUGACUUGCUGGACCUGCUGUUGCAGGAGGACUCUCGCUCGGGCACUGGCUCAGCUGCCUCCGGCUCCGGUUCCUCAGGCUCCGGCUCCAACGGCUGCAGCAUGUCAGCCAGUGGCACUUCUGCCAGCGGCACUACCAGCAGCAAGAGCAGCCACACCAGCAAGUAUUUUGGCAGUGUGGACUCCUCGGAGACCGACUUGGCCAAGCAGCCGCCGGGAGUGGGGGCUGGGGCCAAUGUGCACCUCAUGAAGUACGUGCUGCAAGACCCCAUCUGGCUGCUUAUGGCCAACACGGAUGACAAAGUCAUGAUGACCUACCAGCUGCCUGGCCGGGACCUGGAGGCCGUGCUGCAGCAGGACCGGGAGAAGCUGAAGCAGAUGCAGAAGCAGCAGCCACGCUUCACAGAGGAGCAGCGCAAGGAGCUGGCUGAGGUGCACACCUGGGUGGCCAAGGGGUUGCUGCCACGCGCCAUCAACGUCUCGGCCUGCAUUGACUGUGGCAGCAGUGCACCUGCCAAGGACCCACCACCAUAUGAUGCCGAGAUCCGUGACCUGGAGCUGAGUGGGCUGCUGGAGCCCAUGGACGAGGGCGCUGCGCCCCCUGACACUGCCAUGGAGGAGGAGGAGGCGGGCACUGGUGCUGGCCCCCCUGCCAUGGCCUCCACGAACGCUGGGUGAGUCCACAUGGGCCAUGGACAUGCUACAUUGACACGCGCAUGGGUGCCAGGUGAGCCCACAUGGGCAACGGACAUGCUACAUGGACAUGUGCACGGGUGCCGGGUGAGCCUGCGUGGGCCAUGGACAUGCUAAAUGGACAUGCACAUGAGCAUUGGGUGAGCCCACGGACAUGCCCACAGGCACCAGUCCUCCCCUGUGGCCUCCAUGAAUGCUGGUGAGCCUGCACCACCCACGGAUAUGAUGCACGGACACGCACACAGGUGCUGGGUGAGCCCACAUGGACCACAGGUGCACUACGGAGGCACUGGACCACGGAUGUGCCCAUGGGUGCCAACCCCUCGGUGGCCGGCCGAAUCCCCAAAGACUAGAGUCACAUGCAUGGGCACAGGCCAUUCGUGCCCGGACAGGUGGAGCACGGGCACGUGGACUCAGCUGUGUCCCCUCGGUAUUUAUUUUGGAUGCUGUUUUGUACAAAGCUGCAGCCCGGCCUGGAGACAGGCAAUAAAGUUUCGCUGCCCUGGGCCGGCACUGCCAA
This is a messenger RNA of Alligator sinensis (Chinese alligator), 5244 nucleotides long. RefSeq names its product period circadian regulator 1 (gene PER1). Gene Ontology annotation, cellular component: nucleus; cytoplasm. The coding region runs from base 918 to 4709 and encodes 1263 amino acids. Gene Ontology annotation, molecular function: transcription cis-regulatory region binding; transcription corepressor binding. The transcript is spliced from 21 exons. Gene Ontology annotation, biological process: circadian regulation of gene expression; entrainment of circadian clock by photoperiod; negative regulation of transcription by RNA polymerase II. The record is from RefSeq and is a predicted model, not a curated record. Lineage: Eukaryota; Metazoa; Chordata; Crocodylia; Alligatoridae.